GAGAAUCGUGUGCCUUCCUCUCUCGUUACUAUAAUUUGUUUUCCACCCCCUCUCUUUUUCUUUUAAUUUGCAUCCAUCCCCUUCCAUUAUUCAACCGUUCUUUCAUUUUCUCUCUCUUCUCUCUCUCUUUCUCAUCCCAUCAAAUUAAUGGGUGAAGAAAACAUGAAUACUAAUAAUAAUCAUACUAGUAACAACUUCAAAGUGGUAAACUCGAACUCAACUUAUAUGUCUUCCCCUGUUCUAGACCUUUGUCUUUCUACCACCACCACCAAUACAAAAAACCAGGAUCAAGACUGUGAAGUUACCAAAAUGGGGUUUCAGAUUUGGUCUUCUACUUCUUCUUCUAUUGUCAAUCCACAUUUGGAAGGGUUGAAAGGGCAAAAUUGUCCAGAAAAUGAUGUGGGGGUGGUUAGUAAAGUAAGUAGACCACCUUCUUCAAAGCUUUGUUCCAGAGGACAUUGGAGGCCUGCUGAAGAUGCUAAACUUAAACAACUUGUUCUUCAGUUUGGCCCUCAAAACUGGAAUGUCAUUGCUGAGAAACUUGAUGCCAGAUCAGGAAAGAGUUGCAGAUUAAGGUGGUUUAAUCAACUUGAUCCAAAGAUAAAUAGAAAACAGUUCACAGAGGAAGAAGAAGAACGACUAAAAAAUGCACAAAGAAUGUACGGUAACAAAUGGGCAAUCAUAGCGAGGUUGUUCCCUGGCCGAACAGACAAUGCAGUUAAGAACCAUUGGCAUGUAAUGGAGGCGAGGGCGGAGAGAGAAAAAUCGAAUUUGUUUACGACUCGGAAAAGAAGCCAUAACAAAAUGAUACUACAACUUCAUGAUGAUCAUGGCCGUAACGAUAAUGUAACGGCCAUUAUCAUGAAAAAGAGUAAGAUUACAGGAAGUGACUCUACUAGUAGUACUGUUUCUAGCACAAUGUUUAAUAAUAGUACGACGACUAAAAAUGUGGAUCAUGAAUCGGGUACAUCAACUUGUACUGAGCUUUCACUCUCGACAAACUCGGUCCAGGUCCCGGGCGGGUACAUGCCGGGACCCGGGAUCAGUUACAACCCGGUUGUUUAUCAGCAACAACAACAACAACCCUGCAAGUCUGACCAUGAAAAGGGAACAGUUGAGGAAAGCAUGUGGAAAUCAGCAAGAAAAGGAAAUUACUUUAAUGUCCUUGCCAAACAACAGAUGGAGAUGUUUAAGAAUAGGCUUGAAAUUUGUGGACAAUCGGAUUCGAACUCGGAUGCUUCAGGAAGUGGUGACUCAGUGGUUAACAGUGGAUACUCUCCUAGUCCAAGUGCAAGUGAAAAACUAAACAAUGUUCCUUUUUAUAAUUUUUUGGGGUUAAAAUCCAUUUAAUUGGUUUGCUCCAAUUUUUUUUUUGUAAUUUUAAGUAUGGAAAUUAAGCAUAUAGAAAGUGGGAGAAACUUCUGUA
Molecule: messenger RNA, 1426 nt
Organism: Spinacia oleracea (spinach)
Lineage: Eukaryota; Viridiplantae; Streptophyta; Magnoliopsida; Caryophyllales; Amaranthaceae
Product: transcription factor MYB15
Exons: 3
Coding region: 148-1350 (400 amino acids)
Biological process (GO): regulation of DNA-templated transcription
Cellular component (GO): nucleus
Molecular function (GO): RNA polymerase II cis-regulatory region sequence-specific DNA binding; DNA-binding transcription factor activity, RNA polymerase II-specific
Source: RefSeq, a predicted model, not a curated record